Molecule: messenger RNA, 3873 nt
Organism: Bufo bufo (common toad)
Lineage: Eukaryota; Metazoa; Chordata; Amphibia; Anura; Bufonidae
Gene: MCM9
Product: minichromosome maintenance 9 homologous recombination repair factor
Exons: 14
Coding region: 211-3633 (1140 amino acids)
Biological process (GO): double-strand break repair via homologous recombination
Cellular component (GO): MCM complex; nucleus
Molecular function (GO): single-stranded DNA binding; ATP binding; single-stranded DNA helicase activity
Source: RefSeq, a predicted model, not a curated record
GUCACUGGGGCAUCUAGUUCUGUGAGCUGAGCGGUCGUUUGACAGCAGGCGGAUUUUUUUAAGCGGUUGUUAAUGCGUGUCUGUAAUAUUUUAAAACUACACUUAUCUACAUAUGUGACUUACCAGCACAGCGUUUCCUAGGUGGAGAGCAGCCCGAAAACGAGGCUUGACCCGCGGCGGAGUGCGCAUGCGCAGAAAAUAGCGCGCUUAAUGUGGAUGUGUUCAGUAGGAGAGAGGGGAUUGGGGACAGGUGACUCUGGAUUUGGGGCAAGUUAUGCUUUUCAAUGGCACCAAUUUGAGAUUCCGCUGAUUCCAGACAUGUACCUGCAUUCAGAACAAGUUGCCCUGGUGGGCCAGGUGUUUGAAUCGUACGUCUUACAGCACCACCAGAAAGACCUAGUACAGAUACUUAUGGAAACUGAUGAAGAUGCCCAUUACCCUGUGGUUGUCAAUGCUAUGACUCUUUUUGAAACCAACAUGGAAGUUGGAGACUAUUUCAAUGCCUUUCCCAACGAGGUUUUACCAGUGUUUGAUAAUGCUCUGCGGAGAGCCGCCAUGAGCGUGAUGCUGUCCAACUCGCAAGACGGGCUGAUCAUGAAGCAGCUUCUGCAUGCAAGGAUAACAGGUUUGCCAGUGUGCCCAGAGUUAACAAGAGAGCACAUCCCACGCACCAGAGACGUUGGGCACUUUUUGUCGGUCACAGGAACUGUUAUCCGGACCAGUUUGGUGAAAGUCCUUGAGUAUGAGCAAGACUUUAUGUGCAACAAAUGCAAACACAUCACUACAGUCCGGGCUGACUUUGAACAGUACUACUCAUUCUCUCCUCCUGUUUCUUGUACCAAUGAAGAAUGGUGCAACUCCAGCAAGUUUUCCUGCCUGUCAGACCUGUCUUCUCCGGCCAGCUGCCGAGAUUACCAGGAGAUAAAGAUUCAGGAGCAGGUCCAGAGGCUCUCGGUGGGCUGUAUUCCCCGAUCGAUGAUUGUGGUUUUGGAAGAUGACCUUGUUGACAGUUGCAAAUCUGGUGAUGAUGUGACUGUGUAUGGUGUGGUGAUGCAGCGAUGGAAACCACUUUACGUGGAUGCACGUUGUGACCUUGAGCUUGUCCUGAAGGCCAACUACAUCUCUGUAAAUAAUGAGCAGCCUUGUGGUGUAGUCAUAAAUGAGGAGAUCCGAAAAGAAUAUGAAGAAUUUUGGGAAAGGUUCAAGAAUAAUCCAAUAGCAGGUCGGAACGAGAUCCUAGCUAGCCUGUGCCCGCAGGUCUUUGGUAUGUUUGUAGUUAAGCUGGCAGUAGCCAUGGUGUUGGCAGGAGGAGUACAGAGGACUGAUUCUGCUGGGACGAGAGUGAGAGGAGAGUCUCAUCUUCUUCUUGUUGGAGAUCCUGGUACAGGAAAAUCUCAGUUUUUGAAAUAUGCAGUAAAGAUAACUCCCAGAUCAGUUCUGACUGCUGGUAUUGGAUCAACUAGCGCAGGACUGACUGUGACUGCAGUGAAGGAUUCUGGCGAGUGGAACUUAGAGGCUGGCGCACUGGUCCUAGCAGAUGGUGGUCUGUGCUGCAUUGAUGAAUUCAACAGUAUAAAAGAGCACGACAGGACCAGUAUCCAUGAGGCCAUGGAACAGCAGACCAUAAGCGUGGCCAAAGCUGGGUUGGUAUGCAAACUAAACACAAGAACCACCAUAUUGGCUGCUACAAACCCCAAAGGAGCAUAUGACCCAGAGGAAUCUAUUUCUGUAAAUGUGGCACUUGCUAGUCCUCUUCUCAGUAGAUUUGAUCUGGUACUGGUAUUGCUGGACACAAAAAAUGAAGACUGGGACAGAAUCAUUUCCUCAUUUAUAUUGGAAAAUAAAGGAAGUCCUCGUAAAUCUGACAAGCUGUGGAGUAUGGACAAGAUGAAAACUUAUUUUUGCCUCAUAAAGAGCCUGCAGCCUAAGAUGUCUGAAGGAGCCAACAUGAUUUUGGUUCGUUACUACCAACUUCAGAGACAAAGUGAUAGCAGGAAUGCAGCACGUACUACUAUCCGCCUCCUAGAAAGCUUGAUACGCCUCGCAGAGGCCCAUGCUCGACUGAUGUACCGGGAUACUGUCACUGUUGAAGAUGCUGUCACAGUUGUGUCAGUAAUGGAGUCCUCUAUGCAGGGAGGUGCACUCCUUGGAGGGGUGAAUGCACUACACACAUCAUUCCCAGAAAAUCCACAGGAGCAGUACCAAAUGCAGUGUGAGCUCCUCUUGGAUAGGCUUGGUCUCCACAACAUUUUACAAGAAGAACUGCGAAGGUUGGAGUGGCAACAAAAUCAAGAGUCUGGGCAGUCUGAAAAUAAUGGCUCCAACAGUGCCGUGGAGGAUGGUAACAUACAACCUCAUAGUUCACAGCCAGGCAACUUGAUUGGGAAGGUUUUCUCUGAAACUGCCAAAAAUUUAACCAUUCAAAGUUCAACAAAGGCUACAACGGGUAGUGAUCAGAAAUGUAAUGUUUCUGAUCCAAACAUAAGCCUGGAAAGUAAUCACGAAGAAGGAGCUUCCAAAAAUCUCAGCAACGAACAGACAUUGAAUCUGUCAGAGACCCGAACCAGCACAUGUAGUGAUUCAAGUCUCGCAUGGUUUGACUGUAUCUCAUCCGAGCAGCAGACCUUAAAAAUGUCUCCUAUUCAUACAGAAAGUUACACAAGCAUAAAACGUCAGCCUGUCAUGCAGCCAGGAGUUGUGGAAAUCAGUGAUAGUGAUAAAGGUGUGGUUCCUGCAGAGGCAGAGAUAAGACUGCCAGAGAAGGGUUCCAGUCACACAAAAGUAAAUCAUUUGCCAAAUGAAGUCAUUACAGAACAUGUCUCAAAGAAAUGGCAAAAGUUGAAUAAAAAGUCACUGAAAAGUGCAUUAAGCUCAAAGGAAUGUGGAGAAAAUAGUGAUGUCCCAGAAACAGAUAAUUUUAUGGCCGCUAGACCUCUUCAUAGCACACCUGCACGUGGGAAGAAAAGAAGUCUUGUUCAGGUUGUUCCAGAAGAAGUGAGAUCUGAUACACAGGAUCCAGAGAUGCUUGCCAGAUUAGCCCAACUAGCCAAGUUCACAUUUAAACACAAAACAAAACUGACACAUUGUGCUGAAAAUAAAAGUGAAACAAUACAAGCAAAUCCUGUUGAGAAGGAAAGCAGGAGUGGAGGUGUUGAAGGCCAGCCAAAGUCAAACUCUGGUCCUGUCGGAAAACUACGACGCUUACUAGGGGCAUCAAUGUGUACAGAACAGACAGGUUGUGUUCCAAUAAUUCAGGCGGAAGUUAAAGAUUUGUCAAGUUCUACCAUCAUACAAGACAGUAUCCCAGAUGUAGCCAGUACCAUAACUCGUGUAAUACCUCCCCCCGUAUGUUCAGGUGAGGAAAACAAAUCGCUCUGCAAAAAGGUGUCCACUAGUACUCUUGCUAAGCUGGCCAAAUUUUCCUUCACAUCAGCUUCUGAAAACAGUGCUACUGAAGUACCUCCUGCGCCCAGCAAAGAUGCCCAAAAAUCUCCUGAGACAGAGAGUUCCAGAGGUAAAAGGAAAUGCUUCCAGCUGGAUCCACCCUUCAGUAAGACUACAGUAACAUCUAAAUCUCUCUUUUCUACCACGGACUGGGAUGAUGAAAUAUUGGAUUUUGAUGAAGUAAAGUGAUUAGUAUAAACUACUAAUGUCCUAAUCUUCUUUCUUUGGGAGAAUAUUAUAUGUUCUGUACUAGAUCUGUACAGCAGGUGGCAGCACUGGCUGCAUUCUACAAGAAGUCGGUACAUUUUAAUACAGAGCUGUCAUUAUUGUAGAGAACAAUGCACAAUAGUGAAGAAGUCCACCAAAUUGUGACCAGUUUGAUUUAACCGAGUAUCUGAAAGCUGCACUGAUGCCAUCACUGUAAUAAAC